Messenger RNA from Eriocheir sinensis (Chinese mitten crab), 1650 nucleotides. RefSeq lists its product as uncharacterized. NCBI's taxonomy places the organism in Eukaryota, Metazoa, Arthropoda, Malacostraca, Decapoda, Varunidae. The record is from RefSeq and is a predicted model, not a curated record. The coding region runs from base 1 to 630 and encodes 209 amino acids. The transcript has 2 exons.
AUGUGCCUGUUCGCAGACAGAGAAAACCAUAAAGAGCGUACCAGCGACUCCUUUAUAGCGCCGGAGAUCCGUGAGCCGCAACGCGUUUCGGUGUAUAAAACGAAGCAUAAGGAGGGAGAAGAACCAGUUUAUCUAGCAAUCAGUGUGUGUCUAUCUAUCUAUCUGUCUAUCUACCCGUCUGUGUCUCUGCAGGUCCCGGUGUACAAGACGGCGGUGGAGCAGGUGGUGGUGCCGGUGACGAAGCACAAGACGCACUACGAGACCGUGCACGUCACCAAGCACCAGCAGGAGUACGUGCCCAAGUACGUGACGGAGAUCGUGUACAAAACCAAGGUCAACUACGUCACCAAGGUCCUCACCAACUACGAGACGGUUUACGAGACCCAGUACGUGACGGUGCCCCAGUACGUGCCCAAGUACGUCACGGACACACUCUACCAGACGCACUACCACACGGACAUCCAGUACCAGCCCAUCAUCUCCACGGCCUACACCCCCGUCUACGUCACCAAGAGUCAGGUUCAGUACCAGACGCACUACCAGACGCAGGUGGUACCCAAAUACGUCACGGUGAACAAGGAGGUGGUGGCCUACAAGACGGUCUGCCCAAAACCCGUCUACGGUCACUAGAUAGACUCCUCAACUCCCACUUCUUCAAGACAUCCCAUUCUCUCUCCCUUCAUCCCCGCCUGCCCAUGGACACUAGAAAGCCCCCUUAUUUACCCCCCCCCCAUUCUACUCCUGAAGACACCCUGAUCCCUCCCCCUUAACAAGACAUACCAUUCUCUCUCCCGUCAUCCCCGCCUGCCCAUGGACACUAGAAAGCCCCCUUACCCCCCCACCACCACUUCUACUUCCUGAAGACACCCUGAUCCCUCCCCCUUCACUCCCCCUCUCGAGACUUUCUGCCCGGUUCGUCAUAUUGAACAAGACGGUCUGCCCGAAACCUGCCUAUAGUCACUGGAAAGUCCCUCCCUUCCUCCCCCACUCCUUGAAAACACCCUGCUUCCUUUCCCUUCAAUCUUUCUCCCAAAAUAUUCUUCUCGGGCACCUAAAAUUGAACAAGGAGGUAAUGGGCUACUUUAGUGUCUCCCCAAGCCUUGCCUACGGACACUAGAAAGCCCCCUCCCCCACUCUCCCAAUCCUUGAAGACACCUUAUUUCCUUUCAAUCCCCCUCUCAAGACAGUCUGCCCAGCGGCAUCACAAUCAUCAAGGAAAGGCCUACACAAGUAUGUUAGCUGGGUCUGUUUAGGAAAUUACAUGCCUUUCUCACUCCCUCUGCUCCAAUAAUCAACCUACAGCCAACUUAACCUUCAUUCCAUUUUUCUUUUUUUGUACGUACCAGUCUGAGGACUUCUUCCACUUCCAUGUUUUCUCCCCCUCUUAUGUAACUUCCUUUCGUUCCUUCCUCACCUUUAUCACAUUCCCGCCCUUCCAACUCAUCAUCCAUGCUUCAUCCCCUCUUGUCCUCCUAUCGUCCCCUUCCUCACUCCUAUGCAAUCCUGAUCCCCUUCCCCCCUCCCCUCCUACUUCCCCAGCCCUCCCCGCUCCCCGUCCCCAUCUCAGGAUCCCACCACGCCGCGUGCAUGCCCUCCCCGAGCUGUAUUUAUUGUGUCUGAGUGUGUGUAGCGAACAAUAAAGACGUUGAA